Messenger RNA from Mugil cephalus (flathead mullet), 1815 nucleotides. It is a transcript of the gene cmpk2, whose product is annotated as cytidine monophosphate (UMP-CMP) kinase 2, mitochondrial. Lineage: Eukaryota; Metazoa; Chordata; Actinopteri; Mugiliformes; Mugilidae. The transcript has 5 exons. The record is from RefSeq and is a predicted model, not a curated record. Gene Ontology annotation, molecular function: dTMP kinase activity. Gene Ontology annotation, biological process: dUDP biosynthetic process; dTDP biosynthetic process; dTTP biosynthetic process. The coding region runs from base 79 to 1341 and encodes 420 amino acids. Gene Ontology annotation, cellular component: cytoplasm; mitochondrion.
CGUCUCGCUUUCGUUUUCCCUGCAGCUCGUCUGACGCGUACAAAAUAUGCGCAGCGGCGAGCGCGUCUGGAGCAAAACAUGGCGAGACGCAUGAUGUCCCUUCUUCCAAGAUGGUCCUCUCGUGUUUUUUCAGUGGAGCUCGACGGCGCGCCUUUCUAUUUUGCAAUUCAAAAGGAGCACCAGGGAGAAGAAGUGCCACGCGUCUUCGCUAAUAUCCAGAAACAUGACAGGUGUUACUCUCUGCUGGUCUGCAGCAGGGACAGAAUCCAAAGAGCCAAGUUCUACGGGGAGCUGAAAGACAAAUUGUUGAGAGACCUGCCUCCGGAGUGUCAUUUGUCUCCCAUGUCCUCGUUUCUGCCAAAUGUCAAGGAUUCUCUUAUCAAGGGCUACUUCGUAAAAGGCAGCCCCGAGAGUUCCUCCCCGAUAGAGCGACUUUUGAGUGAUUUAAUACGACAUGACCCGGUGCUGGUGUGUUCAUACAUGCGAGGUGAAGAUGGCCUGCAGUGGACUCAGCAUCUGUGGUCAGACACAGAAAGCCAAGGGAUGGAAAUGCCAAAUGAUUACUAUGUGGUGCCGUCAGCAGCGCCAGAUUACCACCCGUCUACUCUCAACAUCAUCAACUCUGAUGUUUUCUACAGCUUCAACGAGGCCUGUGAUGUUUUAAAAAAGUGUGGUGACAUCAUCCCAGAGGCGAAGUCUGUGCUGGAGCUGCUGCCCAGCAGAGCGGAGGCCAGAAAUAAACCAGACUUCCCUGUUAUUGUCAUAGAGGGCCUGGAUGCCACAGGUAAGACGACUUUGACCGAGUCUCUAAGGGAUACCCUGGGGGCCACGCUUCUGAGGUCCCCUCCCCAGUGCCUGUCUCCCUGGAGAGCCCGCUUUGAUCAGGAGCCACCCCUCAUCCGCAGGGCCUUCUACGCUCUGGGGAACUACAUCACUGCGGAACAAAUAGGUCAAGAGGGCAUGAAGGCGCCCGUCAUUGUUGACAGAUUUUGGCACAGCACAGCCGCUUACGCCAUCGCCACAGCAGUGAGCGGCCAAGUCGCGAACCUUCCAGGAGAGGGUUCCGAGGUGUACCGGUGGCCCAGUGACCUGCUCCAGCCCAGCCUGGUGGUCUUACUCACCCUGGACCCCGAGGAGAGGAAGAGGAGGCUGAGGGACAGGGGACAAGGAGAGACCAACGAGGAGCAAGAGCUGGAUCACAACCAGCUUUUCAGACUCAGAGUGGAGGAGGCUUAUCGGAGGAUCAGUGGCCCAGCUUGCGUCACUGUGGAUGCUAGUCCUUCCGCAGACCAAGUGCUCCAACAAGUGCUGCUUUUAAUUAGGGGCAAAUGCCACUUGUAAACAGUUCUCCAUCUCCCCUGCUGGCAGCCAAGCAUCAAGUGGAUGCAGUUCCUCCUUUCGCCACUGGAUGCCAGUAAGGUGCUGUGAAUGUGACAGUCGCUGGGCCGGAGGACAGAUUGGACUGUGGAGAAGAGAUUCUAUUCGCAAUGAGUAAAGGUUGAAUGGCCAGGGGCCAGAACCACAUGCUACAAUCAGAAAUACAUAUUCAUGCAGACACUCCAACACACAGACACAAAAGUAUUUUCGAGAAGUGUGCAUUCAACUGCUGUUGUUGUAAAGCCUUCAGACGCAAUGUACUGCGGCUGCACUUUUAUCUGGACUGACAUUGAGGAAAUGGAUAGAAACAUCCAUAUAAACACCACCGAGUUUGAUUUCAUUUAAGUGCACACAAAAGAAGAACUACGGGACCCAUUCUAUUUCCAGCAACUUUGAUUUUGCUAAAAAUGUUUCAAAUUAAAAGGAAAUUACGGUCAA